Priapulus caudatus is the source of this 654-nucleotide messenger RNA. RefSeq lists its product as uncharacterized. Lineage: Eukaryota; Metazoa; Priapulida; Priapulimorpha; Priapulimorphida; Priapulidae. The record is from RefSeq and is a predicted model, not a curated record.
UGGUGGAAGAAGGGCAGUUUGGGAAAGUACACUCAAUGCUACGUAAAGGUACGUGUGAUACAGAGCUGGCAACGCACGAGCUGCAGCUCAUGUUUCUUGGAACAACAGGCUUCCGUUUUCCAUUCGCGCAUUUCCCUACACGAUGUUCUGAAGCUGCCACACUCUACACGAUUGCUUGGGAGGCAGUGCGGUGGCUUCUAAAAAGUAAUUUCAAGGUCAUCUACAUGUGCUUUGAUGGAGCUCAGAUCAAUAGAACAUUUGUCGAAAUGCAUUUCCACACAGCUGAUGAAGCUGUCAAGGCUAGAUUUACUAUGAACCCGGUCUCCACAGAACCAAUGGUUUUCUUGAUGGAUCCAUCUCACUUGAUCAAGAAACUGCGAAACAACAUCUAUGGGACCAUCACUGGCAAACGAUGUCUAAUAGUAGACAACAAGGUGAUCAGCUGGCACCAUAUUAGAGAUGCCUUUGAGUGGGACUUUGCUGCAAACAGCAAAAGAGAGCACCAUCACUUAACACAAGGUCACAUGUUCCUCGACUCUGCAUCCAAAAUGCGCAAUAGCCUCGCAUUGGAAGUGCUCAAUGAAGACAUGUUAAGUCUGCUAAAGAAGUACAGACAGGUGAUGAACCUUGGCACCACCAUAGAUGGCACCAUUU